UAAGUUGAAGGAAGAAGGGAAGAAGUAAAAGGCAGGUAAGAAAUUCCCCCAAUUACAUCAUCCAAGCUAAAGCUCGAAUGGUUGGGCAGUUAUGGAUUAUUGGGCAUUCAUUCUUACAUUCGCCGUGAAGUUUGGUUGGAAUCUGGUGCAUUCCACUCCACUCCAAUUGCAUUGCCUUGACUCAUCCCCGUUUGGUUGGUAAAUCUCUGUUGAUUUCGAUAAAGAAACCCCAACCAUCUUCUAUACAAUCCAUAAAGACAAAGUGCCCUGCCCACCAUGUGUUCGACGAAAUGCCUGACUGAAAAAUGGACGAUGAAACACCUGCUGUGCGUGAUCUUCUUGCCGCCAGAGAAGUUCUGAAGAGUUGCAUUGAGGAAUCGAGGAAUGUAUCCAUUGCUGUCGAUGGAAUCGGGCUGAGAUUGCUCGGUCUGCAGCGUAAUUUUGGAUGUUUGCAGGCUGCAGUGAAGAAUGUGGCUCGAAAGUGCGCCGUCUAUGGCAUUCGGGACGACGUUGGCAGAGCUUUGGGGCCUGCAGCAGGUGCUCUGAGGGUAAUGGACUUGGUUUUUGAGCUUAGGGAUUCUCUUGAAUCCGGUCGAGGCGACGCCGAUUUGUUCGAUUAUAUCAAUAAUUUCAGGCGCCUCGAAGAUGCUUUGAAGCUUCUUUCUUCUAAUUGUGGAUUGCUGAUUCUGUGGAUGGAAGAUGUCUUGCAGUUUUUGAGAAACAAUGUAUCUUAUGACGACGAAGGCUGGUUUUUCGAUCGAGUUUCGAAGAUUUUGGAAGUGCUGGUGGAGCUGCAGGGGAUGGAGGAUUUGUUUCGUCGCGAAGGAGGGGUUUUGUUGACUGCGUGUAAUAACUUGGAGAGGGAAUUUGAGAAUAUUUUGAAAGGAGCCGAAUUUCGAUUUUUAGGCGAUUCUUGUUUGGAACCUGUGAUCGUUGAGUUGCAAAGCGUCGCUGAGGUUUUGGAGGAAAACAAUCGUCUGGAUCGAUGCUUGUCUGUAUACGCCGAAGCGCGGAUAGAAAAUUCUCGAGCUACAUUGCAGGCCCUGAAUCUCGAUUAUCUGGAAAUCGAAUCGUCUGAAGGAGUAAGUGUUCAGACAAUGGUGGAUUACGUUGAUCUGUGGGAUGAACACAUGGAGUUUUCGGUGAGGCAUUUGCUGCGGAAGGAGUUCGCGCUGUGCAGAAAGGUGUUCGAAAGAUUCGGAUCGGAUGUAUCGACGUGUUUGUUUGCAGAUAUUGCGAUAAAAUCCGGAUUCAUGGAAAUCCUUGAGUUCGGAAACACGGUUUGUAAAUGCAAGAAAGAAGCGAUCAAGCUGUUGAAGCUGAUCAAGAUAUUCUCGACGAUGGACAAGCUGCGACUCGACUUCAACGACCUGUUCGUCGGGAAACACUGUCUGAAGAUCCAAAACCAGACGCGGGAACUCGUCAAGAAAGUCGUCGACGGCGCCUGCGAAAUCUUUUGGGAACUCUCGGCGCAAGUCGAGCUGCAACGGGAAUUCGAUCCCCCGCCAGAUGGCAGUGUCCCGACGUUAGUCGAUUUCGUGAUCGAAUACUGCAGUUACCUACUCGACGACGAGAACAUCUCGAUUCUUACGGGAAUCCUCGAGAUAUAUCAAGUCUGGAACCAAGUGAAAUUUGGAGACGGGAUUGUAUCGAACGAAAUCCGCAACAUAAUCAAAGCGGUCGAGAUCAACGUGGAGAUUUGGGCAAAAGGAUACGACGACACCGCGCUUUCCUACCUAUUUAUGAUGAACAAUCACUCGUAUUUAUGCAACGAGACGAGAAAGUCGAAGCUCGGCGACCUGAUGGGAAGUUCUUGGCUGUGGGCUUACGACGAAUCCGCGGAAUAUUAUGCGGGAUUGUACAUGAGGGAGAGCUGGGAGAAGCUUCUGGAAUUCUUACAAGAAGAGGACUUGACAUUAUUUCCUGGGGGCAGAGCUUUCGAUCGAAACCUCGUCGACGAGAGAGUCGUCGCAUUCUGCGAAACGUUCGACGACAUGUACAAGAAGCAAUCAAAAUGGAAACUUUACGACAAGGGCUUGAGAUGGAAGACGUGUCAAAUGGUCGUCGAGACGGUUGUUCGACCGUAUAAGAACUUUUUGCAAAAAUACAUGCCGGGAGUCGAGCACGAGAAUGAAUUGACGAACAGGGUAAUGUACACGGCCGAGAGCUUGGAGAACAUGAUUAGCGCACUUUUUCAGCAGAAGAUUGGCGUUUACGGGAGCGUGAAAUGUACGGAUAUGAUCGGGAUCAAGAAUUCGGGUGUGACUCACUUCCCGUCGACUCCCGCCGCCGCUUGAUCGUAAGGUUAGUUCUGUUUCAAAUUUCUCGAGUUUUAGUGAUAUUCGUCGAAAUUACACUUCAUGUUUUAGUGUGGCAUAGUUCUAUGGUGAAUAGUAUGGCAUUAUGUUCGUAUAAUAGGAGCUUUGGUUGGCUCUGUUUGUAAAUAAAUCCAUAAUUGAUGUAUAUUCAAACAGCUUAAGGUGAGAAACGAUCAUUUAUUUCAUCUA
Andrographis paniculata is the source of this 2507-nucleotide messenger RNA. Its product is annotated as exocyst complex component EXO70A1-like. Gene Ontology annotation, biological process: exocytosis. The transcript has a single exon. The coding region runs from base 306 to 2297 and encodes 663 amino acids. Lineage: Eukaryota; Viridiplantae; Streptophyta; Magnoliopsida; Lamiales; Acanthaceae. Gene Ontology annotation, cellular component: exocyst. The record is from RefSeq and is a predicted model, not a curated record. Gene Ontology annotation, molecular function: phosphatidylinositol-4,5-bisphosphate binding.